This is a messenger RNA of Coprinopsis cinerea okayama7#130, 2066 nucleotides long. RefSeq names its product methyltransferase type 11. The transcript has 8 exons. The record is from RefSeq and is a predicted model, not a curated record. Gene Ontology annotation, molecular function: molybdenum cofactor sulfurtransferase activity. The coding region runs from base 51 to 1820 and encodes 589 amino acids. Gene Ontology annotation, biological process: molybdopterin cofactor metabolic process. Lineage: Eukaryota; Fungi; Basidiomycota; Agaricomycetes; Agaricales; Psathyrellaceae.
GAUUGUCGUCCCAAAUCAGGACUAACAUACCCCACCUCCCCUUCCCAACCAUGGGCAAUAUUCCGUCCGCCAACAGUCAGAACCGCAUCUCCAAGGACCGUGAUCACAGGCGAAAGCGAACCCACGCCAGGCCUUCCCUCAGAUGCGCCUCACCGUCCUCAUCGACGCACAGCAUAGAGCCAUGGCCAGAUACUGAUCUUCUCGUCGUCGACGAAAAACAACGCCAGGGGCGGACAAGCCCUGUCCUCCAGAGGCAGAAGGCUCCAGAGACGGCCUCAACGAAUGCACGGCCAGUUUCAUUCCUAGCAUAUACCUCCAUCCCCAAGCCCUUGAACCACGAGGAGAACGACAGCAUGUACCAGGAAUUCAUCCGAGACUACCCUGAAUAUCGCCUUACAUGGAUUCUCGAUACACUGCGACGAACAGACUUUUCACGCCUCGAACGGAAUGAAGAGACCUAUGUGGACUAUAUGGGUGCCUCGUUGUAUCCAGAAAGCCUCGUCAGGGUCCACGCGGAGUUUCUGAAUAACUCGAUCUUAGGGAAUACCCAUUCUGUCAGCAACAGCUCCAAGCUAUCGUUGGAUUGCGCCAACGAAGCCCGACAGGCUGUGCUCGCCUUCUUCCAGGCUCCGCCAGAGUAUACCGUUAUCUUCACGGCCAACACGACAGCCUCGUUAAAACUGAUCGGGGAAUCCUACCCUUUCCUUGGAGGUAGCUCCUAUGUCCUGGCGAUGGACUCUCACAACAGCGUCAACGGCAUCCGUGAAUUUGCGACUUACCGGGGUGCCCGAUGCGCGUACAUCCCAUCACUGUCAACGGGCGGCUUUGAUAUUGCGGUGGCAAAGAACACGCUCCUACGACAUCGACCUCGAAAUAGGGAGUUAACUCCUAGCCUAUUCGCGCUCACAGCUCAGUCGAAUGUGACAAAUACCAAGAUGCCACUUUCCAUCGCUGAAUAUGCAAAAUCUUUGGGAUACCAUGUGAUCCUCGAUGCAGCCGCGUUGGUCCCAACAACAUCAUUCUCCCUGGCAGAACAUCCGGUGGAUGCCAUGGCCGUGUCAUUCUACAAGAUGUUUGGGUUCCCUACAGGCGUUGGGGCGCUUAUCGUGAAGCGCUCUUUUCUGGCAGAACUAAAGCGACCAUGGUUCUCUGGGGGCACAGUCAACAUCGUCCAAGUCCCAGGAAACCUGGUCACCUUGUCGAAAGAGGAACACGAACAAUUUGAGGAUGGUACUAUCAACUAUCUUACGUUACCUGCGAUCGUAGACGGUCUCCGGUUUUUGACGGCCUAUAUGCCCUUCCUUCCGCUACGACUUUCCUGCCUGUUGCACUAUCUCAUCUCGUCUUUAACCCGCCUGAGACACGACGUCAACGGCGCCCCGCUCGUUCAGAUUUAUUCGAAAAUCCCCUCUCGUCGGGUAAUGACUAUCGGCGAGCGGGCGGAAACAGGAUUUAUGGUUUCGUUCUUGUUCUUCGAUCCGGCAGGCGUCAUGAUACCAAACUCCUUCAUCGAAUAUACGGCAUCGAAACAAAACAUCUCGCUCAGAACAGGCUGUGUGUGUAACCCUGGGGGGACUUCUUCUAUUUUAGGAGCCAUCGACGAUAUGUCGCAACUGUACCCAGGUGUCACGCUACAGGAAUUCGAGCGCAGGGUGGGACGAGAGCUGGGAAUCGUUCGAGUCAGUUUAGGACUGGCAAGCGAUUUCAAAGAUAUCCAACGGGUGAUUCGAUUUGCAACAGCUCUAUGCAACUCUCAGAUUCGGGAGUCCCUAAUGGACGCCUGGAGAAAGGACAGGGACGCUUCCGGGAGCAGCCACUAAUCAAUCCAUCCGUCGUGCUAGCGAUCUUUUUUGUUCCUCUCUUACUCUCCGCUGUACUCCUCACGAACCCCAUCCAGGUUAUGCAACGUAAUUACUCGAUACUCACGAACCUUUAUUUCUCCCCUCUUCUUCUUCAGGAAUCUUCAUUUGUACUAGUACACAUCCCAUACCACUCAUUAUCCAUCAUAUAUGGUUCCAGCAUUGUCGGCUAUCGGUACCCUACAAGCAAUCUAUUCCUGAUACGUC